CUAAUGAGAGAGAAGAAUUUGACGCGUACCAUGCGUACAAGCAUACAUAGGAGAACGGCAGUUGGAGUGGUUGGAAGUUACGAGUAGAGCACAAUACACGUCAGGUUCUUAUUUUGAUUCGUGGAGGGGGCUCACCUCGAGGAAACGGGUGGCCAAUUCGAAAGGAUUUGCCAGGAAAGUGCAGGAUACAGAUCUCCAAACACAGAUUAAACAUGAUACGCGCUGAAAAUGGAGAUGUUGUAUAUUUGGAACAAUUAAAAAACCCGAUAGAGAGUGACGCGACAGAGAAGGCAAUGUCAAAAAAGUGCGAGGGGCAGCUGUCUUCAGUAAAGGCAAACAGCUGUUCGUCCUACAAAGGUGCAAAUCGUACGACAGAAAUGGCGCAAGAGGACAAUAAUCUGUGCUGGAAUAAUCUGCCCAGCAUUAUCCUACAGGAAAUAUACUCAUAUUUAUCUCACAACUGCCGGUUACGAGUAUCUCAGGUCUGCAAAAAUUGGAGAUAUGCUCUGUUUCAUCCUCAUUUUUGGAAAAAGAUCACAUUUGUUUUGAAAGAUGAAGAAAGUGCAUCAUGGUCUCGAUAUUUAGCAGACAAUUUUGAACUUAGUGUGCAAGAAGUUACAAUCAUCUGUGAUAUAUCAAAUUAUUGUGCAAAAGAAACAUUAGCCCUCUUGAGAAAACUAAAACAUAAUAGACAACUUCGUAAAUUGUUUUUGAAACCUAGUAAUAGUACCUUUGAAUGCGAAGAUAGUACAAAAUGCACUAAAGAAUUGGUAUCUUCUCUUAUAAACAUUAUAAAAAGAUCUGAUCAUUUAGAAGCUUUGAGUUUGGGAUGCAUAGAAGAUUUAACAGGAAAUGCCAGAUUAAUUCUGGUACAUUUACGUAACUGCCAAGCAAAACACUUAACAACUCUUAGUUUGGCAUCUGUUAAGGAUGAUCCUGAUGAUUACAAUGCUUUGAAUUCUGGUUAUGGACAUAUGUUCAAUUCAUUCGCUAGAUUAUCUAUUUUAACAUUGGAUUAUGAGUUCCUAAGUGAUUCUUUACUAAAGGCAUUGAAUAGCGGUACAAUGGAAAGACUUGUAAUUCACGUGCAUGGUUGGCAUUAUCAAUAUACGGGACCAACUGAUAGUAGUUGGCAAAUUUUUGUUCAAAAAAAUCCAAAAUGUGAGUUACGAUUAAAUCUAAUACACUCUUAUGUUGGAAUUGAGAAAUUAGAUACAAAUAUACUUCGUCCUUCCAUGCCUCUUACACAUUUGAAAGUAUUAUUUUGUGAAACUGUUAAUAUCAGAGCAUUGCAUCGGCUAUCCAGAUGGUAUUCACGUACUUUAAAAUCUUUAAUAUUAAUUGAUUCAGUGCAACCUACAACAAGAAAUAUGCCAGCAACAUAUGAUCCAAGUUAUCCUCAUAGCCCUGAUCCAUUAGUAUUAGUUGCAUGGAAAUGUACUAAGCUUGUGGAAAUUGUAUUAUUAGGCCACAAAUAUCAUCAGGAAAACUUAUUAGCCAUUGCACGUCUUCGGGGACAUUCGCUUAAGUCAUUAGUAUUUGCACAAAGAUUCAUUACAUCUGGCAUUGAAUCUUGGUAUAAGGCUGAAACUAUCACACAUGAAAUAAAAGAAAUAAUGGGAAGCCAAUGGGAACCAUUAAGUGAUGCAGAUUUACCUACAGUUGUUAAAAAUCCUCUUGAUGGUGAUAGCAGGGAAGUUAUCAUGCCAUUGGUCCUUCGCGACCAAAAGUAAAUUCUAAUUUAUACCAAGAAAAGAUUACUCCCCGAUAUCGUACGCUACCGAUCAACAUCAUCAACAAUUUCUGGGCGAGCUACAUUCUCAGAAGUAAAGUUAUAAAGUUAUAUCCUUUAUUUUUCUAUAAGAAUUGUUUUUACGAGAACUACGGAUGUAACAUCAAAUGGUGGACAUGUAUAAAUUCGUAGUUUAAAGUCAGUAAUUGAUGGAUGCAAUAUUACCUGUCAGGUAAGGAUCACACAGUUCCAAUAUAUAAAUAGCCAGGGUAAAAACGCACAUAAGUUCUCCUUUACAAUGAUUUUAUUAAUUCUCAUGAGAACGCGACAAGCCAUAGUUAAGAACGUCUUUCUUGAUUCCGUAAUGCGAUAUCUAAAUUAAGUACGAAUCAUCCCUAUUUUUAUUUACCGAAAUAGAUUGAAACAGUUUUCGUUGGUUUUUCCAUGGAAAACUCCUCGUGAGGCAAUUAGUUUAUGGUUAAUAGUGGUGGUUUCAUAACGAUCAAAAUAAGAAAAAUGUAACAUUUAAUCGUUAAUGAUCGUUCCUCUCAUCAAUGAAUAUAUUAAUGGAAAAAAAUAUUAUAUACGAGUAUAAUAAUAUUCUUGAUAGAUAUUAAGAAUAAAACAUUACAAGACGAUACGAAGAAGAAGGCCUCGUCAAAAUGGACCUUCGAUAUGUCAUAUACUUGUUGAUAUCAUGGGAAAACAAUUAAAAAAAUAUGUUACUAUCAAUGAGAGCUGAUCAUCGUAUCAAACAAGAAAUGAAAGAGAGGCUAAACAAGAAAAAGGAUUGAUCUCACGAUGUUCCACAGGAAAGCAUAACGAAAUUCCAAAUAUAUGUAAGUAGAAACAUGUUAACAAAUAUUUUUCCAAUUUUAUGGGAAAUAUAUAUCAAAGCGAGCGCCAAGAACAUGCAGUGUAAGAAAGAAUAAGUAAAUGAAAAAAUAAAUAUAAACUUCGUGGAAGAUUGUUUGCAAUCGAGUUGCACAGAUAAUACAAAGAUGCACUCACAAAUAAAAUGAAUAGCGAUCCGAGGUUAUUUUUAGUACCAAAACCAAUCGGACGCUUUUGUACAAAUAUUAAAUGAAUAUAUGUCAAAAGGAGUGCGGUUAAUUUGAUGGUACACAUUUGGUGGUAUCAGUUAAAUACACAUCAAACAUGUACAUCAAGCAUUCAUAUAUCGUGUUAAAGUAAAAAAAGGGGAUAUUGAUGAUGUUAAUAAAAAGAAAAACUGUAUGACCUUCAAGUACCGUCUUUUCACCGUACUCUUAGCGACUUUAAAAACGAACACAAUUAUAGUUUAUCUAUAAAAACAAAUCAGAGGAAUUAGCUGCUAAUCGUGUAUGUGUAUAUGUAUGUAUAUCUGUAUUAUCUAUCGAAUUUUAAACGUUAAUAUUCAGAUGCCGCAUGCAUCUAUUUCUAUCGUGCGAUUAAUAAUAACGAUUUCGAAAGUGAAAAGUACGAAAAUUAAAGAAAAUCCACAACACAAAGAAAAAUACCAAAACAGCACUCGUAUACAGUUUAUUAUUCUGAGAGGUUAUUUACUUUUUUCGAGUCCUUGUAUAAUUAUUACAUCGUCGUCUAUUGUACUUGUAGUCAUGUGUACCAUUGUUUUUUAUAUAUGAUUCUGUACAUAUGCGUUUAAAAUAUUAGACACGCGCAAAUAGCUAUUACGGAGUUGCGCCCGAAUUUAAAACAAAUAAAAAAAGAAAAGAAACGAAAAAAAGAUGAAUGAUAUGAAGAGAAAAACAAUAUAUAACUGUUUAUUUGAGAAAAUAACAAAAGUAAAUCGAUUGAGAGCUAGGCACAAAUAUGAGAAAAUUAUUUCUUUAAACGAUUUAAAACUGUUAUACAAAAUGAAUGGGCCUUAACCCUUUAACAUAAACACGGCCGAGGCUGGGUCAAUUCUAUUUUUAUGAAAAUUACUUUCUUUUAUUAUAUAUAUAUAUAUAUAUUACAAACAAUUUUAACAAUUAUUAUAUCCAUUUCUGUUUAUCAUUAUUUUUUAUUAUUGUUUUUAUUAAAUAAAAUAAAUAAAUAUGUUUUUUUUUCAUAUUUUUCAAGAUAUUACAAGAUAUAAAAAUUAAUCAUAUAAAAAAAAUAACGCAAAAUAACGAAAAUUACAAAAUCAAAUAUAUUUCACAACAUGUCAUUUUUCUUUAAAAUAUGAAAUUCUAUAUUAUUUAUCUUUUUUAUCAUUCUUUACCUUAUUAUUAUAAAAUAAUCAUUGGAAAUGAUCCAGCAACCGCCCAAUAAGGGUUACUAUGUAUGUAAUGUACCUGAGUCGCGGUAACAAUAAAUUUGCCGAAAAAAAUUUGAUACGCGAUAGCCAUCAUUAAUGAAAAUAAUUGUAAGAUAUCUUAAUAAUAAUCAUUUUUCGGCAAUUCGUUGAAACAUGUGCUUAUUUUUCGCCAAAAAAUGACUGAAAGUUAAGGUAUGCUCGUGCCCUUUCAUUUAGUAUACCGUGCGCGCAUAUUUUUUAAAAAGUCUUACGGAACUGAUGGUUAUUCGUUAACUACAAAACUCACGAACCAUUGUUCGGCAAUCAUUGACGCUGUGCAAACGGACUAAGUGUUAUUUACUAAGUCUUUUUUCUCUUUUUUUAAAAUCCUCCGUACAUUUUCGUUUUUACUUUUAUUAUUAUUAUUAUUAUUAUUAUUAUUACUAUUAUUUUAUUAUUUUUUUAUUAUUAUUAUUAUUAAUGUGAGACUUGUACCCACAAGAAUUUGUUGUUAUUAAUAUUAUUAUUAUUAUUAUUAUUAUUAUUUCUGUUGCUGCUACUACUACUACUACUACUACUACUACUACUACUACUACUACUACUACUACUACUACUACUACUGCUACUGCUACUAUUACUACUAUUUCUACUACUGCUACUACUAUUAUUACUACUAUUACUACUACUACUGCUACUGCUACUACUAUUAUUACUACUAUUACUACUACUAUUACUACUGCUAUUACUCUACUGCUACUGCUACUGCUACUAUUACUACUACUACUACUACUACUACUACUAUUAUUAUUAUUAUUAUUAUUAUUAUUAUUAUUAUUAUUAUUAUUAUUAUUAUUAUUGCUACUAUUAUUAUUAAUAUUUUUAUUAUUAUUAUUAUUAAUAUUUUUAUUAUUAUUAUUAUUAUUAUUAUUAUUAUUAUUAUUACUAUUUAUUAUUAUUAUUAUUAUUAUUAUUUUGUUUUUAAAUCAAAUGAAGUCCUGCAUAAACAGUAUACUCGCGGGUUUGAUCCCCGACGUGUGAGUCUAAAGAGAGAGAGAGAGAGUAAGAGAAAACAGUGUGAAAGAACAUAUGAUGCUGCGAAAUAACGAUAACGUAUGAGAGAGAGAACAGAAGAGAUGAGAUGCGUUCGAAUGUGAAAGAACGGAAUUUAUCCAAAAGUGAGUGAAAAUAGCAACAAAAAAUCAAGUGAUACGUACCAUCUCUGCGAAUCCUGUGUAAAAAGUCAUGUAGAAAAAAAAAAAAACGGCAUUCGUGCGGUCCGCUUAACCAAACGGACACAUCCUAAUUACACGCAUAUAUCGAUAUAAACGCAAAAUGACAAACCAAGUAUAAGACUGAACCUACCGGGAAAGGUAAUAACCACAGUUAAGCGAUCCGCACAUCUCGCCACGUCUGACCUCAUAUUCAUAAAACAAGGAUGAUCCCGACUAAGCGGAAAGCAUCGUUCGUGAUUCAUGAAUUCCAUCGAAACGAAUAAUUGUUCACAUCGAUUUUACCUAUUAUCGAUAACACUUGCUUCGAUUGUUGUCUAACGAUUUUCUUCCUACUUCAUAGCUUUCCGUUUCAGGUCGCGGCCCUCAUUGAUUCGCCUUUGAUUGAGUCACGCGAAUAUCAGUUUAUGAAUAUGCGCGUCUUAUAAUAUAAAAAAAAAAAAGGGAUGGUGCACCAGCUAGUGUUUAGAUCGGAUAAGCUCCUUGUGAAAAAAGAAAAAAAAAAUAAUGAAAGCUCACUCGAUGGUGGUUCUCAUAGCCGAUAAAUACUAAUCAUUAAGACAGCCUGCCAAGAAUCAAACUAUUGUAAAAUAUCAAACGAACGCUAGCCAGUACAGAAUGCUAAGAUCUAUUUUUUAAGAAGCGAAUGUAUAUUUUUGUACUAAGGCAGGCCUUAGUGUGAAUCGUAUUUUCUUGCGCAUAAUGGCAAGACGAAAGCUGUGAUCAUAAUAUCAUUUCGGCUUAGCGAGAGAUACAAUGAAAGAAAAAUCGUACUAGGAAAAGAAAGGGAAUAUGAAAAAUAGCAGAAGUAACGCACGAUGGCAUUUACAAGAAAAGGGAUAAUAACAAAUGUGUUCCUUGCUAGUGUUAUACCGAGUGGGCUAUAAAUAAAAAGGAAAUCGAAAGAAUAAAACAUCUGUGAUAAAAUAUAAAAUCUUAGAAAAAGGUGCUCGAAAAAAUGGCGAAAGAGAACAAAUGAAAAACAAGCUUAUGUUAAAAAUAUAAUAGAAAAAAAAAAAUUUGAAACAAAAGGAGAGAAUAAUAUAAGUAAAGAUGGAACACUGUGUGUAUUAGAAAAACGAUACGCGAUAUGAAAUUCCUACUAUCAAGAAAAAUGUUUAGAAGUGCUUUUAGAAGAUCUAUGCGAAAAAUGUUUGUCGUAUAUGACUAAUCGAUGGAGAUUGUCUUUUAAUGAGAUAGCCCGGUCUAACUAUUGUAGUGGGUACCGUCUUGUGAUAUCCUUAAUUAAAAUGAACAUACUUGAUCGUCAUGUGGGUUUUGAUGAACACUUGCACUAUUAUCCGGACAAGAAACAUUCGAUCGUGGAAAAUAUUGUUCUUACGAAUUUCUUCGUGUUUGCAGUUUUUCGAGUAUAUUCUAUAAUUUUCGAGUAUAAUCUAUUCCUACUAAACUCUAGAACGUUAUUUAAACGAACAUAACAUUUCACUUCUCUGUCUGUUAUAUAUUAUAAUUAUAGUAUACGUAUGCGUGUAUAAUAUAACAUUAUGAUUAAUUUCAAGCAAACAAUAAUUAUUAAAUAAUGGUUUUUUAACAUGUGAAAAUCCGAUUGAAAAAAACAGUGCAAUUAUAAGGGAAAAAUGUAUACGUAUACGUUAAUGUAUACGUAAAUUCUAUCGAUCAAACGAAAAUAUAUCGAAGAACGAAAGACUUGGUUUUAUCAGGCCCACGUGAUAAUUCAGGAUAAAAUCAGGACGUUGUAUAUCACGAAUAGUAUUAUAAGUUCCUAAAGGAAAGAAAAAAAAUUUUACAUCGUUUUAAAUACGAUAGAAUGAAACCGAUAUAACGAAUAAACCAUUCAUGCGAACAGGAAAAUAUUCGGUUCGAUGUAAGUUCAUUCGUUGAUUCGUUUUGUUUUAUGAGAUUGUAAAACGCUUCUCAAACAUAAUAACUAGCAAUUUUUUUCUUUUUCUUUUCACACACACACACACACACACAUACACACACAAAUUCAUUCCAAUCGAAAGAAACGGGUGGUAUAAAACAUAACAGUGAAAAUGAAAAUUGAAAAGGAAUGCUUUUGCGUUGAAUGGAGAAAUUAAACGGGAAAGAAAAACUUUCACGAAAGAAAAGAUAGGAAGUGUGCAUAUGCAAUCAUUUCAAUAUCGAUAUACAAAUCAGUAAAUUCGACUGAUAAACACGAAAACGCGAGUUUAUAAUUUUACAUGAAAUGCUUAUAUACUAUAUGUUGAUCAUUUUAUUACCAUUGUAUAUUUCACUAAAGAAAUAAUCGUUUUGACAUUCGUCGAGAAAUCGCACUAUUCAACAACUGAAACAUGAAACAUGAUAUUCUGAAAUUUCGCGCGCUCCUCAAUCGAUACGUAAAAAAAAAAAAAAAAAAAAACUAGAAGAAUAUUUACCAAAACACCAUUAGAUACUUGUACAUAUAUAUAUUAGUUAAGGGCUGAAAAAAUAAAAAACGCGGGCAAGUUAUUUUUUAUUAUCGAAUUGCGAGAUAAGAUGGAACGAACUUCGCUAAUAAAAUAUGUUCUGUGAGAAUAAAAAAAAAAAAAUAAUAAAUAAAUAAAAAUAAGAGAGAAACAUUUUCGAAGUGAAAAAUGAAAAACGUCACCAGGCCCAAAAUAAAUAUUGUCUCGUAAUCGUUCGUUGAAACUCUUUUAGACGCGGGUAUAUAUAUAUAUAUAAAUAAUGGAAAAAGAGAGAGGAAGAAGACAAAAAGAAAGAAUAUUUAAUCAUGAUAUUGUGAAUAAUUGUGAAUCUUAUAUCACGAAAUCGAAAUUUUCGGAACAGAAUAACGUUAUGACGCGUCCCGUGCCGAACAACGAUGACCCUGAAAUAGGAUUAUUUUAUUAGUUUCAAAUUAGUAUCGUUUAUUAUCGAUGUUGACAAUUGUCGAAACAAAAACGAAAUAUUACAUAGCAUUUUUUUGAGCUACUAAAAAUAUCUAUGAAAACGCAAUAUAAAAGAUUAUUUAUCCGUAGGAUAAUAUUUAACAUUAUUUGAUAUAUCAUUAAUGCUACACAAAUUUUUUCAAUUGGGAUAUCGAAUUAUCACUUUGCACAUCGUGUUAUAUAUUUCUUCAGCAAAAAUAUGUAUGUAAUUCCAUUGAUGUUCAUCGUUUCGAUGAAUAUUUUUAUUUCAUGAAAGAAAAAAACUCUGGUAAUUGUUUCGACCCAAUACGGGUAUACACAUUUUUCACGCAAAAUAGACGAAUCGGUUUCGUUUUUACCGAGUAAGCUCGAAUUACUGUCACAUCAGAGUUUUUUUAAUAAGAAGUAUAUAGUAUAUAGUUUAGUAAUUACAAGAUAACAUUUAUUUUUAUCUCUGUUGCAAUUCGAUUCUCAAUAUCGCACUGAUAAAAAUCUGCAUUUCGUUUACGACAGGGAUUUAUCUUAAUUGAUAAUUUAUUUAAUUUUACAAAUAUAAAUGUUUAAAUCUUUCUUGAAAGAUAUAACACAAAUGUCGUAUUAUUCGAUUCUGUUACGGUUAACAGUUUAAUCGGUGUCGUCGUAGUUUUCUAAGAGUACUGUGCACGGUAUGCUAUAUACCACGGACCACCGCAUACCAGUUAAAGUGUUAAAUCGGACAUUUUCACAGCAUGAUUUCAGAUUAAAAUGGAAAACCGUAAAACGUGAUGUUACGAUGAUGAAUUUUACGAAUAAAAAUGUGGCCUCUGUCACACAUUAUACAUACACACUUUUUUAGUCGUUGUAGAUACUACAUAUUUCAAUCCAUUAGUGCACUUCGAAGUUUCUCAUAUAGAAUUCGAUACAUUAUUAUAAAAAAAAAAAAAAAAAAGAUACGUGUAACUUUGUAAAUGUUCUCUCUGAAUACGUUCAACAAAAUGAAAAGAAAGUUGUAUAAUUCUUCGAAUGGAGAAUUUGUUCUUCAGUCGUGCAUUAAUUUUUCUCGAUGUUCAGGCGUUAAUGUUUAUAUACAUAUAGUAACGACAUAUACAUAUAGUUAAAUAGUAUUUCAAUCGAGUGAAACGUGUAAAAGCAGGCUCGAUAUUAGAACGCAUUAGGAGGAUGAAUGAUGUUUGAACUUGCUGUUUUCGAGAUGAAGCGUAUCAAGUGAAUUACGUAUAGUGCACCUAUUCCAUUAUUUUUUCCGCGUUGUUAAUGGCGUUCUAAUGCCAUAUCAAAUCAUAAAUUUUAACUCGUAGUUUGACAGUUCUUAGACCUUCCAGAUAUCUCGUAAGAAAAAUUACGAUAAGCGUAAUACAAUGUUACACGCUUAUUUCUUCUUUGAUAUUUCAAAUUAAUAUUUGAAUCCUUUGCGUUUUCUUUUCCAAACAUUCAGUUUUCUAACGAAUGUUUAUUAUAAUAUUAUAUGAUACAAUUUAUUAUAAUAUUAUAAUAUUACAAUUUAAUAUCGAAUUCAAAUAAUAUUUAGACAAUUUUUUUGAAGAAAUAUCAAUACAUAAUUCAUAAAAAUUUAAAAUACAAAAAACAAACUUAAAUAAUGCAAUGUUUUUUGAUGCAAUCUAAAAAUCUAAUAUCUAAACAGAGAUUCAAAGUGGGGGCAAAGAAAUCGAAGAAAGUUACUGUUAUUUAUGAUUCAUUGUGAAAUGUCAUCCAAAAAGGAACCAAUUUCCACAUACAUAUAUCUUUGUGUAUUAAUAUAUACUUAUAACAUAUUGUUUUUUAAUGUUAUUUUAUUAUUAAACGAUGAGAAAAUUAUCGGAAAAAAUAUAUGCAUACAUGUGAACGACGCUUAAGGGUCGUUUCUUUCAAGUCCUCAAGGUUAUUACUCGAAUUUAACUUCGCAAAUUGACUGUAAAACUCACUGCGUUUACACUCGUAAUCGAAGCUUGCAGCGCCACGAACGAGCGACAUUGUAAACGUCGAUAUCUUUAUUAUUAUAUCUAUUAUUAUACAGCGUUUUAAAAUCCGAAAAAGAGUAUAAAGAAGUUUGUUGUCUAUUGGGUUGAUUAUUUUCUAAGAUAUAAGAUCAAAUCUGGUAUUCCAUUAUGUUCUUGGUGAUGCGAAUAGUCUGUUGAGAGAGAAUGCGUUGAACAACAGGUGUUAUUUAUGCUUUAUACAAUUGAAUUCUCACUAUUGAAUGCCGAAUUAAUCUCGCAUCAUAAAUUGAACAAACUAUUAUAGUUAUUAGAAUUAUUUAAUUUCUAAUAUUUCAUCAAUUUGCAGUUGUUUUUUAUAAACAAAAAUAUUUUAACAACAUUUAUAUAAUAUCAAGUGAUAUUCAAAUACAGGUAUCUCAGUAAGAUAUUUGACUCUCUCAGUGUCAAAAUAUUUAGUUGCAAAAUAAUUCGAUAUGUAGGAAUUCAAUAAACGUGUUAUUCAUUGUCUAUACUUGUUAAACGCCAAUGAGUGCAGUUUACAGUGCAUAUAGAUAAGUUUGUGAGUGUGUUUCUGCUGUUAUGAGAGCGCUCGACACUAAGAGAGUCUAUAGAAUCUAACAAAACGUCAUGAAAAGCAAAUUAAUUGAAUUGCGGAAGAGGAAAAGACAUAAUAUACGAUCUUAAUCUAUCGAGAGGAUUUUCGAUAUUCCAUAGUGCAUCGAAUUUAUUCUACGCGCGACUAUUCAUGGGAUUAUAAGUUAAAUAGAGAAUUGUCAUUGCAACGUUUUACUAUUGUACAGGCAAUUAUUGACAAAAAUUUAUCAACUACAAUCUUUUAAGGUCCAAUUUCUUCGUUUUUAUACAUUUAGACACUCGUUUAUUAAUUAAACUUUGUGUAGCAAUGUGAAAUAGAAGAGAAACAAAAAACGGAAUCCAUCGUGCGUUAAUUAAAUUACGAUAUAAUAUAAAGAAGCGAAAGUUUACGAAGUGUGGAAAGCAAUUAAUAUCGGAAUAUAUCUAUUCCGGCUAUCGAUGUAUAUACAUUGCCGCAGAAGGUUUACGAAACUGAUUGUAUAUUCGUUGGUAUUUAACAUGGUACCUGAUUUUGUAACAUUCUCUUCAUGCGAUCAACUCAGUGACAAAGUAGGCGCGAAUUAUUGGACAACGAAAAGGUCGAAAGACAUUUCAACAUUCAUUUGUAUAGAAUACAAUAUAUAUUAUAUAUAGAUAUUUAAUAUAUAUAAUGUAUAUUAUAUAUAACUAUACCAAAAUAUACACAUAUAUUUGCAUGCAUAUAUAUAUUUUGCUGUGAAAGAAUAUGUUCAACAUUUGUUUUUUUCAUUUUAUAUAUUUUAAUGAAUCAUUUCAAAAUGCACAAAAAUAUCGAGGAUAAUAAACAAACAACAAAUAUGAUUUAAUAUAAAUUAUAUAUAUUAUUUAUAAAUAUAUUUUUUGAAAAAAAUUUUUUUUUAGAUUUAAAAUUUUUUUUCAAAUAUAUUUUUAAAAAUCGAAUACGAUUUUUGUCGAAUUGUCAGUUGUCUGUAUAUUUAUUUAACUCCUUUUAAAUGAUAUAAAACAGUGACAGCUGCGCGGAUAUGCUUAUGAUAUAUUAAGCAUACGAUAUAUAAAAAUUGAAAAUAUGAUUUUUUCCGAUCUGUUUGCAAUCUAUUGCAGCGAAAUAUGUGUAUUUGUAAAUAUUUUCGUGUAUUGCAUCUGUUGUCUUUCCGACCAAGUUGCAACAUCUUUUCCAGGCUUUUCCUAUCAUUCGUGACACAGGGAUUUCCUUUAUAUUUUUGGUCUGAAGAAAUACAACAUUUAAAUCGAUGCAGACCAUACCUUGAAGAAAAAAAGAUCGAUUUUUUUCGUAAAAAAUUCUUCUAUUUGUUACGAUGAUGAUGGUGACAUAACUGGAAAUUAAUUUGACAAAACAAGAAAUGAUCAUUGGAACGAUUUUGUCACGAACGAUGGAGAUCAACUAUUUGUAACGCAGCUGUAUCGUAAUUGUCCACAAUCGUUAAUGACUGUCCAUUUCUGUUAAUCUUUGUCUUUUUCUUUCGUAAAUAGACUACAUAACUGUACAUGCAUUUGUAAUGUGCAAAAUCGUUAAUACUGUCGCGUAAAGAAGAAGAAAAUAUCAGUAUUCUUUCAACUUCAACAUAGAAUUGUACACCGGUCUAUGAUUUUUACAUCUUCAAUUAUAAAAAUCAAAUGUUUUCUUAAGUAUCAAUCAAUUUUUAAAAAUGUAUCGAUCGAUUAAUAAAUUGUGCAUGGCAUAAAAUUCUGUUUUUAUCUAUUAACAUCAAUCUAUAAUCAAUAAGAAAAAAGUAAAAGAUAUAUCAUUACUAUUUAUUACUAUUAUUUUAUAUUAUUAUUAUUAAUUAUUAUUUAUUUUUAAUAAUUUUUUCUGAAAUAUUUUUAAAAUCUUCUUUGGAAAGCUAGUAAUUUAAAAAAUAUUUUAAAAAUUUAUAAAGUUUCAAUUUAUAAUAAUUAAUCCGUUUAUUAUAUUUUUUAAUAUCAAUUCUUAAUUGAUAAUGUUUCCGUCUGUUAUUUUUUGCAAGUUUAAAACAUAUAAUUAUCGUGAUAUGAAUAGACGUAAUGACGAAAUACAUUUUUAAAUCUAAAACUAGAUAAUACUAAUAUCUAUAAAAAAUAUCUAUAAAUUUGUAUUUACGUAGUAUCAUUAAGUAAUUAAUCAUGUUAUUUCAAAUAUAUCGAUAUCGAGGUGAAAUUUCUCAUAGAUCGAUAAUUUCGUGACUGUUACAAUUCAUUUAAAGCUAUUUUGAUUUGAAAUGCCCUCCAAUAUGUCGUAGCCGUUGUCCGAUUGGUGGUUACCGGUAUAAGUUUGAAAGAGAAGGGAAUGCGCAGAAGCACGUGGAUUUGUUUAGACGACUGUCAAGCCCCUUUCGUAGCGCAUUUACAAAGUCCGUGGGGUGCUUCCGGUAAGCCCCGUAGCUGGCGGCGCUUUCCCGACAAACGAUACCGGGGGCCAACGGGGGCGACAAGAUCCACUGUCUACUUCCCUCCCCCCUCUUCCCGGUCAGUCGGCGUCCCUCUACCCCGUCCUCACUUUCCCCACGACGUUACACCUCCGAUGCAGAGACAGAGACAGAGACAGGGGCAGGGGAGUGACGACGGCGACGAUGCCCGGCGAAACGAGCGAUGGAGGAGGGGAAGACAUCAACGGCGGACAAGGCCGCCAUAUUGAAUCACUCUCGUUAAUUUUUGCGCAGAGGCGGUGUGAAUUUUUUCUCCUUGCGCGGAAGGUAGCAGCUCAAGGUUGUGUCUGGGAUUCACGAUCGUGACAAUCGUUUACGCGGUUACCGUUGGUACGCGUCAUCCCUCCGAGCUGUAUGUAUUGUUUUCGUGUUGUUAUACAAACUAAGUAAAGUGAAAAUCACGGUAAACGAUGUAUGGAUAUGCUACGCGAAAAAAAUUCAUGAAAACAUGCGGAAAUCGUGCGUGCACGAUCGCGAGACAGUGAAGUGUGCCCGUGAUAGGGAGGGAUACUUGAGAGAAGUGAAGUGUAUGCGUACAUUGACUGCGGUAUGUGGUGUGCGCCAUGUCAUUGUACGUAAGCGAUAGUAUAGAGUAAUAUAUCGCAGAAUGAAGUGAAGUGGAGUGGAAAGCGACCGACCACUUUGCCUACCUAACUGUCUACCUAAUAGCGUGCCUGCCUGCUUGCUUGGUUGUUGCAGCCUAUCUACUAGUCUGCCCAUUUAUUCGUCCACUUUGUGUAUAAUUGACUUUAUCAAAGCGAUUUACACAAAUUUGGACCAACUCUUGAUUGAUCUCUUCUCAGGUACGUGAGUCUUCCUGAAUGUGGGAGACAUAGGCAUGUGUGGGGGCCAAAACACUUCGUGCAUCAUUCCAGAGAAGGUGCGAUUAUCAAUGUAGUAGCAAAUAUGUUGUGCACGCGGAAAUAUAAAGAGUCGCGUGUCGCCGUGUUGUGCGAGCUGGCGUCACACGUUGCCAGUGAGCGUUCAUGUAUAGCUCGUUCACACAUUUGAGUUUUACAUUUUCAAUUGUACGUUUGAUUAAUUACUAUCAAAUGAUUUUAAUUUCUUUCUCUUAUUGUCCGAAUAAUAAAUUCUGCUAUUUUUGUUUGUAAUUUGAUAUGAUAUUAAAAUUAUAUUAUAAUAUAUUAUAUUACAUUGAAAAUAAAAUAUGGAACAUUGAAUUGAUAUCAA
This is a messenger RNA of Apis cerana (Asiatic honeybee), 14152 nucleotides long. Its product is annotated as F-box only protein 33. Gene Ontology annotation, biological process: positive regulation of protein ubiquitination. Lineage: Eukaryota; Metazoa; Arthropoda; Insecta; Hymenoptera; Apidae. Gene Ontology annotation, molecular function: protein binding. The record is from RefSeq and is a predicted model, not a curated record.